AUGCAGGAUCCUGGUGAGGACUACGCAGGUGGCAGAACAGGUUUUGACGAAGGCGGCGAGGAUGGGCAGCAUAGGCCUCAAGCUGGCGAUGCCCAGGCUAGCUCUCAGAGUUUGGCGACUGAGAGUGACCACGACAACUCCCCUCGUGAGAGUCGCCCACAAGAUGCCGGCAGUCAGGCUGCUCCAGGCAGCUCCAGCCCAGGGAGUGCUGUAGGGUCUGGAGUGUCAGCUGAAGAGGCAGCCGUCAUUGCCCAGGAGCAGGCACCACUUCUCCCUGGACCCAGGGGAAAUACUGCAUCAACAACUGCAAGUCGACUCCUGGAGUUCUCUGUGAGAGUGCCUUUCUCUUCUGCUGUGGAGGCAGACACGGCCCGCAGGUCCCUGGUCGCCAAUGCCCAGCGUCAGCUCUUAAUGGUUCCGCAGGAGUACACUGUGAAUGACAGUAUCUUAGCUGUUAGGUGGACUACAGAAGACCCUGUUCUCUUCCGAAUUUCCAUCAAUAACUUCCUUGAUCAACUCUCCCUGGUCAUGAGAAACAUUCAACACCUUCAGUUUGUGGCUUUUAAACGAAGAAGAGAAAGAAGUCAUAAUAACUGA
Messenger RNA from Arvicanthis niloticus (Nile rat), 597 nucleotides. The record is from RefSeq and is a predicted model, not a curated record. NCBI's taxonomy places the organism in Eukaryota, Metazoa, Chordata, Mammalia, Rodentia, Muridae.